AUGAUAUGUUGGGUCGUUGCUUCAGUUUCUGAAGGAGUCCUACCUCAACGCAUUGGCGUAACCACCGCCAAAGCUGCAUGGAACAAAUUGGUCUCCACCUAUGCUUUUGGCUCGAAGGCUCAAAUUACGGAUUUACGUGCACAAUUGUACAAUUUAAAGAGAGAAAAUUCUAGUAUUGAAAUCUAUGCAGUGUGUGACAAAGGAAUUGCAGAUUGGCUUGCAGUGCUACACCAUCCUGUUUUAGAUGAGGAAUUGAUUGAAUUUGUUGUCGCUGGUCUUGGACCUGCAUUUCGUUUAUUUGGAAGGAUGCUUGAGUGCAGAACAUAUGAUUUUAGCUUUGAUGAUCUGUAUGGAAUGCUCUUGACUGAAGAACGACAUUUAAAGCAUGAAGAAGAGGCCACUGUUAUAUCUCCGUUAGUUCAAUACUCACAGUUCUCUUCCUUUUCAUCAAGUUCAUCAAGCCAUAUGCGCGGGAGAGGCCGCGGCAAUAGAGGCAGGGGACGUAGCAAUUAUCAAUCCUUUGCUUCAAAUCAAGGUCAUGGUUCUCAAUCACAAUCAUAA
Molecule: messenger RNA, 561 nt
Organism: Hevea brasiliensis (rubber tree)
Lineage: Eukaryota; Viridiplantae; Streptophyta; Magnoliopsida; Malpighiales; Euphorbiaceae
Exons: 2
Coding region: 1-561 (186 amino acids)
Source: RefSeq, a predicted model, not a curated record